Molecule: messenger RNA, 1142 nt
Organism: Drosophila persimilis
Lineage: Eukaryota; Metazoa; Arthropoda; Insecta; Diptera; Drosophilidae
Product: farnesol dehydrogenase
Exons: 2
Coding region: 14-763 (249 amino acids)
Source: RefSeq, a predicted model, not a curated record
GUGGCGGAAGAACAUGGAACGUUGGCAGAAUCGUGUGGCAGUGAUAAGUGGCGCCAGCUCGGGCAUUGGGGCCGCCUGUGCCCGUCUACUGGUGGCCGCUGGACUGCAGGUGGUGGCUCUGGCCCGGCGCACCGAUCGGCUGGAGCAGCUGCGCCAAUCGCUGCCGCAGGAGCAGCAGAAGCUCUUCCAUCAGCGGACGUGCGACGUCUCGCAGGAGUCGCAGGUGAAUGGCACCUUCGAGUGGAUCGAACGGGAGCUGGGGGGCAUCGAUGUGCUGAUCAACAAUGCGGGCAUUGUCCUGGGCGGCCAGCUGAUCGAUAUGCCCACCCAGGAGAUCGGCAAUGUCCUGCAAACGAAUCUCAUGGGCAGCAUCUACUGCACGAAACUGGCCGCUGGCAGCAUGCGGCGCCGCCAGGUCCCAGGACAUUUGUUCUUUGUGAACAGCACCGCCGGUUUGGCCGGCUACAAGCCGGAUCCGGCCGAUGAGAGCCUCAAUGCGUACACCCCCAGCAAAUUCGCCCUCACGGCGGUCCACGAGAUAUGUAGACAGGAGCUCAUAGCACAAGGAUCUAGGAUCAAGACAACGAGCAUCAAUCCCGGUUGGGUGGCCACCGAAAUCGUGCCAGACGAAACCAAAGAAAAGCUGGGCGAUGUGAUACUCCAGGCGGACGAUGUGGCCCAGGCAGUGCUCUAUGCCCUCUCCACGCCGCCCCAUGCCCAGGUGGAGCAGAUAACGCUGCGAGCCGUUGGCGAAUACUUUUGAUAAGAGAGCACCCCACCGCCCCCCCCUCCAGAUAACAGAUUAAACAAAGCCCCACACCACCCCGUAGUGGCUGUAAGCACUGUAAUCGACACUCAUUGGCAAUCAAAUGAGAGAGAGCAAUGAGAGGGGGAAACGACCUCAGAUACAGAUACAGAUACAGAUACAGACAUUCAAGUGGGAAGGUGUUUUCCACACUUCCUAUCUCUCUCGCUCUCUCUCUCUCUCUCUCUCUCUCUCUCUCUUUCGUGUUCCAUUUCGUAUUACUUUUAUUUUUAUUGUAACUGUUAUGAUUAUUCGACUGUUGUCGACCUGUUCUUUCGGUUAGUCAACAAUUCUGUGGCCCAAUCAAUAAAUCAGUUUUAAUAAUUUAAUAAACGAA